Messenger RNA from Verruconis gallopava, 852 nucleotides. RefSeq lists its product as uncharacterized. NCBI's taxonomy places the organism in Eukaryota, Fungi, Ascomycota, Dothideomycetes, Venturiales, Sympoventuriaceae. Bases 1 to 852 code for a protein of 283 amino acids. The transcript is spliced from 4 exons. Gene Ontology annotation, cellular component: cytoplasm. The record is from RefSeq and is a predicted model, not a curated record. Gene Ontology annotation, molecular function: aldehyde-lyase activity.
AUGGACCAAGAUCGAUCCGUGAAGAUGUCCACCAUGCAGGCUGCCAACCGAUUGUGGCAAGCUUUGAAAAAAGGAGGCCCAACCUUUGGAGCCUGGCAGAUGCUACCGGGCUCAAACAAUUCACGCGCUAUGGCGAGGACAGGCAUCGACUGGAUAGUUGUAGACACAGAGCACGGAAAUGUUGACGACGGUCAAAUGCAUGAGGCCGUGGCCGCCAUUGCAGCAUGCGGUGUUUCUCCUGUCGUGCGCAUCGCUGCCAACGAAGGCUGGAUGGUAAAGCGAGCACUAGAUUCUGGAGCUCACGGCAUUGUUGUUCCAUUGAUAUAUACUCCAGCGGAUGUCUCGAGAUUGGUGGCAUCUGCUAAAUUCCCACCACGGGGCAAUCGGGGAUUUGGAAGUCCCUUCCCCAUGGAGAAGUUUGAUCCUUCGCUUACCACCGCGGAGUAUCUGCAACAGGCAAACGAUGCCCUUAUCACCAUUGUACAGAUAGAGACAAAAGAAGCGUUGGAGAAUGUAGAUGCCAUAGCGGCUAUUGACGGUGUCGACGUGCUCCUUGUUGGGCCGUUCGAUCUGGGGAACAACAUUGGAUACCCGAUACUUGACGGGACCAUGCACACAUAUCUCGUGCGAGCUAUCGACAGGAUUCUAGAGGCUGCCACGAAGCAUGGAAAACGAACAGGCAUCUACUGCACGAGUGGAGAGCAGUCCAGGCACUUCGCAGAGAAAGGCUUCAACAUGGUGAGCAUCGCAGCUGAUAUGAUCGCCUUACCUGCCUACUUGACGUCCACCCUCAAAAUUGCCAAAGGCGAGAGUGGUGCAGCAGAGAAGGUCACCGGUCCAUAUGGUCGAUAA